Messenger RNA from Aspergillus niger, 2193 nucleotides. RefSeq lists its product as uncharacterized. Lineage: Eukaryota; Fungi; Ascomycota; Eurotiomycetes; Eurotiales; Aspergillaceae. Gene Ontology annotation, biological process: regulation of transcription by RNA polymerase II; DNA-templated transcription. The transcript has 2 exons. Gene Ontology annotation, cellular component: chromatin. The record is from RefSeq and is a predicted model, not a curated record. Gene Ontology annotation, molecular function: zinc ion binding; RNA polymerase II cis-regulatory region sequence-specific DNA binding; DNA-binding transcription factor activity, RNA polymerase II-specific. The coding region runs from base 1 to 2193 and encodes 730 amino acids.
AUGGAGAGCCGGCCUGCAAUGAAGCGCGCCUCGGACUCAGAGGCGGAUCCCCCACCCACACCAAAGAGAGACCGUAUGCGUGUACCACCUGCGGAAAGGUGUACUCAAGAAGGUGUGCACUCCGAGCCUGAACUAUUAGCGUUUAUGCUGACAAUUGCUAGCGAUGUGCUACGACGGCAUUUGAAAAGCCACGAAAAAAAUCCUCAAAGUGCUUCUCCACAGCCCCGAGCUUCGAGUUCAGGAACGCCAUCUCAUUCAGUGGAAGAAGAAUCUACUAUAAUCACUACCCCAUCGCAUGGGGCACCAAAGAUACAUGAGCUACUCAAUGAUGCUUCGUUAAUAGUACCAACCGUACCUCAUCAACUGAUUGGCGGGACUGAACCAUCUCAACCCCAAUCAGCGGUAGGGAUGAGUCUUCACGAUCCCGUGCUACAAACAGAUACCGAUUCUUGGUUCCUGGGGGCAGACUUUGAUGUCAAUGCAUUGGACUUCUCCAUCUCAUCGGCAAUAUCGGAAUGGGCGCAACUGCCUUCCACGCCACACAUGUUAGGCUCUGUUGGCUUAGGAGAAGAGCCGCUGCAUUCCGUACCAACGCCCUACGCAAAGGGGAACGGCAAUGAUCCUCGUCCAGCAGACAUUGUAAGGAAGAGAUGGUUUACCUGCUUGUCUCCACCAGAGGUGAAUCAUUUCGUCUACAGAGGACCUAAUCGUCCCAGUGACUCCUUCCCUCAAGGGAGGAUUGAUGCCGAUGACAACUAUAGAGCUGGUCUCUCCCAGAGGCUAAAGCCCCGCAUGCAUGAUGAAGCACUGCCCUCUGCGGAGCAAUUGAACCUCUUUGCAAAACUCUUCUUCAGUCGAUUCCACUCUCUAUUUCCGGUCAUACAUGCGCCCACAUUCCGUCCGACCGCGGAAAAUUCGUUGCUAUUCUUAUCAAUCUGCUCAAUAGGCAGUCUCUUUGUGGGUUCAUCCCAUGCAGUGGCACAAGGCCUGAGGAUUUUUGAAAGACUGAACAAAGCAAUUCUGGCCUCGUGGGAGGCCAUCCUGGCCCAUAGCCAACCGGAUGCCUUGUCGAUGGUGCAAGCUGCCAUUCUGGGCCAGACUUAUGGAAUUUUGUCCGGAAGGCCCAAGGACUUGGUCCUGGCUGAUGUCCUGCAUGGUACUGUGAUGGGAUGGGCUCGCGAGUCCAAUAAAUACGCCACUCUUGGCCAUGGCCAGAUUCUCGAUGACUGUUCGACCGAACAAGAGCUGAUCGAGCAGUGGCACCGAUGGGCCGAGGCGGAACAGAGAAGACGGGUCGAAAUCGCCCUGAAUAUACACGACGCAGAGCUUGCUAGUCUGAUGCACCAUGAACCUAUUCGCAAACAUCGACUCUCACAAUAUCCGCUGCUAGCCUCUGAACCUAUGUUCAUGGCCCCGACAGCCGCCCGAUGGGCCGAUAUAUUCAAACAGUCACCGUCAUAUACCAAAUUAAGCCUGAGCCCCGACCUUCACUUUCACUCCGCCGGGCAUGAUUCCAGGUUUGCUAUCUACAGUGUGUUGGAGAGUAUAAACGCCCAUGUUAUCGAGGCUCGCCUCUCAGGCACCCUAGAUAGAGGUAGAUCACAUAAUCUAUCUGGCCUACUAAUGCAUUGGUGGAGUAAAUAUAGCCUACAAUACAUCCAGAAUGAGGAAGAGGACCCCUUCAGUCUUCCAGUCCUGUGGCACUCGAUUUACAUGUCUCUUUACAGCGACAUGGACCUGCUUGAACGAGCAGUGGGUCGUAAUGGGCAUGCAGCUGCCACUGGAUCUCAGGACCCAGUCCAAACGUGGGCAGGCUCCCUGGAUGCCAGUAAGUGCUUGGUACAUGCGCUGUUGAUACAGCGUUACCUCGAGAGGAUGCGGAUUUCCUCUGAACCCGCAAUACACGUUCCCGGGGCUCUAUUUUCUGCUGCUCUCGCAUGGCUCUGCUUCACGAGAAUUGGGCAACAGCAAUCCAUCAAUCUGAAAGCUUUUGAUGCCCCAGAAAUCCAGCUCCUGGGCAGUGAGACCGCUUUGCAGGAGGCUCAAGGGCAGGCAUUUGGAGACUCUGCAUUUGCAGAUGUUAAUCAUUUACAUCGACUGAUUGACCUUCUGCACCGUUUUGGGCGCUGGACGAUCUCCAAAACAUUCGCCACUGUGCUGUGCACCGCUUUGGAAGAGGUUAGGGAAGAAUGA